Messenger RNA from Ostrea edulis (European flat oyster), 664 nucleotides. Its product is annotated as 39S ribosomal protein L49, mitochondrial-like. The transcript has 4 exons. Gene Ontology annotation, biological process: translation. The coding region runs from base 68 to 607 and encodes 179 amino acids. The record is from RefSeq and is a predicted model, not a curated record. Gene Ontology annotation, cellular component: mitochondrial large ribosomal subunit; ribosome. Gene Ontology annotation, molecular function: structural constituent of ribosome. Lineage: Eukaryota; Metazoa; Mollusca; Bivalvia; Ostreida; Ostreidae.
AAAGAGUCGUAGGUAAAUGGAAAUGUCGUAAAAGCGAGAAUCUCACGAGACUUGAAUUUUAAAAAAAAUGGCAGCGCCCAUGAAAAAGUUUGUCUCUGGACUCUCAUUCAUUAAACAGAGGAUUCUUUUGCAGAACUUGAGAAAAAGGGCCAUUGACUUUGGGAAUGUAAAGUAUUGUAGCCAAGCAAACCAUACUUCCACCGAACAAAAUGUCGAAUAUGAAGAGUCAACAGAAGAGUUUAAGCAUGUUGAAAAAUUUCUACAUGCCAAAAUGAUUCCAGAACCUCCUCAACAUGUAGCAUAUCCAACUCCCUCAGGCUGGUUCCCACAGACAGAAGAAGCCAAAAAGCUGCCAUACUUCAUUCACAGAAAUAGGAAUCACAACAUGCCUGUAUAUCUUAUAAAGAAAGGACCACUUGAACGAAUAAAAAUUCUGAAGGUAGAUGGAGACUUGCAGCUAUUUUCUGCCGAUUUAAAGGAAUUUCUGUCCAGAAAACAUCCUUCAAAGGAGCAUUACACUCAAAUCAAUGAAAUCAACAACAAAGUCGUCGUCAGGGGAGAUUAUUUACAAGAAGUGGUGGAAUUUUUGAAGGAGAAAGGAUUUUAAAAUGGCAUUCUAUGUAUCUGUUUCAAAGUUUGUUAAUAAAAUAUUCCAUUCAAUAAA